AUGCGGUCUGUGCUGACUCCACUGCCGCUGAGGGGCCUGACAGGCCCGGCCCGGCGGCUCCCCGUGCCGCGGGCCCAGAUCCAUCCCAAGCCGCCGCGGGAGCAGCUCGGAACCAUGGACAUCGCCAUUGGCCUCACCUCCUGCUUCCUGUGUUUCCUCCUGCCGUCGGGCUGGGUCCUGUCACACCCAGAGAACUACAAGAAGCAGGAGAGACAGGAGCUGUCCUCUCCCUCACCCUGUGACCUGACCACCCCGGCCUGUCCUGAUCACGUCUGCUGCAUUCCUGGCCGGCCUCCCGGGAUCAUGUCCUUCAGUUACAGUGACCUCUUCUGCAAUCAUGACCUCUUCAUUUCUCCAUGUUGA
Molecule: messenger RNA, 363 nt
Organism: Balaenoptera ricei (Rice's whale)
Lineage: Eukaryota; Metazoa; Chordata; Mammalia; Artiodactyla; Balaenopteridae
Product: cytochrome c oxidase subunit 8A, mitochondrial-like
Exons: 2
Coding region: 1-363 (120 amino acids)
Biological process (GO): mitochondrial electron transport, cytochrome c to oxygen
Cellular component (GO): mitochondrion
Source: RefSeq, a predicted model, not a curated record